Molecule: messenger RNA, 1624 nt
Organism: Cutaneotrichosporon oleaginosum
Lineage: Eukaryota; Fungi; Basidiomycota; Tremellomycetes; Trichosporonales; Trichosporonaceae
Biological process (GO): succinate transmembrane transport; phosphate ion transmembrane transport; thiosulfate transport
Molecular function (GO): oxaloacetate transmembrane transporter activity; succinate transmembrane transporter activity; sulfate transmembrane transporter activity
Source: RefSeq, a predicted model, not a curated record
AUCCAUCUAUCGUCCGUCACCCAUCGUCUGUCGCCCAUCAUCCGUCGCAUCCACAGCGAGCCAAUCUGACAACCGCAUGCCCCGAUAAUCGUCUAUUCAGUUACCUCAAUUGUAAUUGUCGAGGCGCAUCUUCAACCAGCCCUCCUCACCAUUGCUUGACGUCCAUUCGCACUCCCUCCCCCGUCUUGUCAGCCACUCCUCCUCACACCUUCCACCCCUGACGGCAAUGAGCAAGAUCCCCGAACGCGCGCCCCCAGCACCGCAUCCGCGACGACCGUACCCCUUCUGGUUGGGCGGUGUUGCGGCGUCGUGCGCGGGCGCUAUUACCCAUCCCUUAGACCUGACAAAGGUCCGCUUGCAGACGUCCGAGGACAAGAAGAUGAUCCAGAGCUUUAGGCGGACGGUGGGGACGUAUGGCGUCCGAGGCUUGUACGACGGCCUCACCGGCACGCUCCUCCGACAAAUGACGUACUCGCUAAUGCGCUUCGCAGCAUACGACCAUAUCAAAGCGGAGCUGCACCAGGGCCCGGGCCCGCCUCCUGCGUGGAAGCUGGCGCUGGCGGGCUCGUGCGCCGGCGGGAUCGCAGGCAUGAUCGGGAACCCGGCCGAGCUGAUGAUGGUGCGGAUGCAAGCGGACCGGGGCAAGCCGGCGGGCCAGCGCUACGGAUACCGCAACUCGGUGCAGGGGCUGUACCGGAUGGCGGCGGAGGAGGGGGUGUCGUCGUGGUUCCGGGGCGUGGUGCCGAAUGGCGUGCGCUCGGUGCUGAUGAACGCGUCGCAGCUCGGGUCGUACGACUGGUUCAAGCACCAGUUGCUGGGGCUGAGCAAGCUCGAAGACGGGCCGGCCGUGCACUUCCUCGCCUCGAUCGGCGCGGGGACCGUCGCUACGACCGUGUGCUCGCCGGCAGACGUCAUCAAGUCGCGUAUUAUGAAUGCGCACGAUAAUGCCGGCCUCGUGAAAGUCAUCACGGAGUCGGUGGCUAAAGAGGGCCCCGGCGUGUUCUUCAAGGGAUGGCUGCCGGCGUGGAUCCGUCUCCAGCCAACUAGUAAGAAGCACGCGGGCAAAGCUGACACCAGCCAUCCUCAUCUUCCUCACGCUCGAGCAGCUCAAGGCGGGCGUGGACAGAUACCGCCAAGCAGGCGGGACGUUGCUGUGAGCGACAGCAUCUGGUCUAUUUGUCGAGGCGAGGAGGCGAGCAAGUGUAUUCCAGCGGCUCGCGGGCUGAGGCGGGAGGGCAGUCGCGCCGAUCCGCGCGCUCCCGAGCCUGCGGCCCCGCAUCAAGAUUCCACGGGUUGUAGAAGCAAGCAGUAAUUCCGUCCGGAUCUGAUGGUGGAUGGUGGAUGGCGGUGGCGAAGGACCGAGGGCGUGACGGUCCAGGGCGACAGUAUGACAAUGGCAUGCCAAGUCGCGUCGGUCGGUGGCAUGUGAGUGCGGUAUGAGGCAUGGACCGGGGGAUCUUGGGGUGGCCCGAGGAUGCUCCGGGGAUGGCCCGAGCGGGGGUGUGUUCUGUGAGGAGGUCUGCAUGAAAUCAUCUGGCACCAUCUGGUAACAUCAAGGUAGCUGAAGCGCGCUUAUGGCGAUGCUGAGGAUAUUCGAGGACAUGAAAGGAGAAACAAUGGCCAG